Molecule: messenger RNA, 1961 nt
Organism: Cannabis sativa
Lineage: Eukaryota; Viridiplantae; Streptophyta; Magnoliopsida; Rosales; Cannabaceae
Product: protein NRT1/ PTR FAMILY 5.3
Exons: 4
Coding region: 158-1900 (580 amino acids)
Biological process (GO): transmembrane transport
Cellular component (GO): membrane
Molecular function (GO): transmembrane transporter activity
Source: RefSeq, a predicted model, not a curated record
UACUACUGUUUCAAAUUCAAAUACAUACAACAAAAAACAGUACUAUAUAUCUACAUAAACAUAUAUAUAUAUGCUUAGAAAACUUAAUAAUAAUUUAAGCUUAAUAUAGAAAAAAAAUAAUAAUAAUAUAAGAUCAAAAAGAGAGUUAUUAUAUAUUAUGGGACAAGUAAUUGAAGGAGAUUAUACACAAGAUGGGUCUGUGGAUCUCAAAGGAAGACCUGUUUUAAGAUCCAAAACUGGAAAAUGGAGAGCUUGCUUUUUCAUUCUAGGGUAUGAGAUGUUUGAGAGAUUAGCAAUUGUUGGGGUUCAAGCUAAUCUAGUGUUGUACUUAACAAGAGAGCUUCAUGAAGGGACUGUAAGAGCUUCAAAUAGUGUGACCAAUUGGAUUGGUACUAUGUGGCUCACACCCUUAUUAGGAGCUUAUAUUGCAGAUUCAUAUCUUGGUAGAUAUUGGACAAGUGUCAUAGCUUCAUCAAUCAUUCUCUUGGGAAUGAUACUACUAACCUUAGCAGUUUCACUACAAUCUCUAAGACCACCAUCAUGUAGUAACCAAAAACUACUCAAAGAAGAAAAUUGCCCAAAAGCCUCAUUUUUCCAAGUGGGUAUGUUCUAUUUAUCACUAUACAUAAUAGCAAUAGGGAAUGGAGGUACAAGAUCCAACAUUUCCACCAUGGGGGCCGAUCAAUUCGAUGUUUUCGAGUCGAAAGAGAAGACACAAAAGCUCUCAUUCUUCAAUUGGUGGAUGUCAAGUAUCUUAGUUGGUGUCUUAUUUUCAAGUACAUUUUUGGUUUACAUACAAGACAAUGUUGGUUGGUCACUUGGCUAUGGAAUUCCAACUGUGGGACUUGGUUUCUCAGUUCUUAUUUUGUUAUUUGGUACAAAAUUUUAUAGGCUAAAAUUGCCUAUGGGAAGUCCUUUAACAAAGAUGGGUAUGGUACUUGUGGCAUCUAUUAGGAAAUGGAGGGUGGAUUUACCAAAUGACCCAAAAGACCUUUAUGAAUUGAGCUUGGAAGAUUAUGGUAACAAUAAUGUCAAAAUCAUUAGACUUGAUCAUACUCCUUCAUUAAGAUUUCUUGACAAAGCAGCAGUGAAGACUGGAUCAACCUCACCAUGGAUGCUAAGUACAGUGACCCAAGUAGAAGAAACUAAACAAAUGAUCAAAAUGAUACCAAUUUUGAUAGUUUCAUUCAUACCAAACACCAUAGUAGCUCAAUUAUUAACCCUAUUCAUCAAACAAGGCACAACCCUAGAUCGAAAUUUAGGCCCUCACUUCCAAAUCCCUCCAGCUUGCCUCAUAGUACUAGUAACAAUCUCUUUCCUCGUAAGCCUUGUGGCCUACGAUCGCCUCUUCGUCCCAAUUGUCCGACGUUACACCAAAAACCCUAGAGGCAUCACCAUGCUCCAAAGAAUGGGCAUUGGAUUCGCUAUACAUGUCAUAGUCAUGGUUGUUGCUACCCUAACCGAGAGAAAGAGAUUGGGAGUUGCUAGAUCAAAAGGUGCCCUAGGAAAAACCGACAUAGUUCCUCUCUCUAUUUUUGUUCUACUCCCUCAGUUUGCACUGAUGGGAGUAGGCGACACUUUUAUGGAACCGUCGCAAAUGGAGUUUUACUAUGAUCAAGCACCCGAAAGCAUGAAAAGUUUGGGGUCUUCUUUGUUUUGUUUGAGCAAAGGAGUAGGGUUUUUUCUUAGUAGUUUUUUGUUAUCAAUAGUGAGUGAGAUAACUAAGAAAAAUGAGAGUAGUGGAGGUUGGGUUUUGGAUAACCUAAAUGUGUCUCGUAUGGAUUAUUACUAUGCUUUUUUGGCAGUGUUGGCUUUUCUUAACUUUAUUUUGUUUGUGUUUUUUGCUAAGUUGUUUGUUUACAAUUCUGAUCAUCAUCAUCAUCACCAGGUCAAUACUUGAAAACCUAUGUGAUCACUUAAUUAUUUUUAAUUAUUAAAGCUUAAUUGUCAAGUUCUAUUAA